CAUAAGGGACGCAUCCCCCGCUCUUGGAUCUGUUGCUCCUUCAUUUAUUUUUUGUUGGUUGUGUGGUUAUCGAUCGUGGUGUUGGUUGUUGUCGUCUUCGCGCCUGUGAGUGGUGGUGGUGGAGCUAUGUAUGGUUCGACUACGAGAAAUGAGAUUGCCAACCUACCUUUCGAUGAACUGGCCAAAUGCGCAGACAACUCAUUUUUCGAGGGAUUGAACAUUUCAUCAACUCUCUGAAAAAGGGGAUGAAUCUGUCAUCACUCUCUCGGUUGAACAUUCUCUUUCCCGAAAACCAACCUCGAUGAUGCGGUGCCGUCGAACCCGAUGUGGUGGGGUGCCUUGUCCGACGACAGUGUGCAGGGGGUGCAACGGGAGUAUUAUUUCUCAUCGAUUAACAAAGAUACAGGGGACUAACGGCGAGAUCACGGCUCGCAAUUCUAGGAAAUCAAAGUGAGGAAAUCACGGGCCGAGUCUGGGGCUUGAGAGUGGGAUACUCAUGAUAGGGCUUGGUUGAUUUCCCUCUUGAACAGAGGUCUCAGGUGAGUGAGUGUGUGGGCGAGAAAGCGACUCGAGACUCGAGAGAGAGAUAACCACGAUCUGUGUGUGCGUGUAUCUCCCUCUCUCUCUCUCUCUCGAAGGGGAUCGAUAGCAUCCAACCAUUAACAACCAACCCAUCCAUCUCUCAUCUCUCAAUCAAUCCCCACUAACCCCGAUCCGCGCAUCUGAGAAGUUGAGAGCGGUUUUCGGACCAAUCAGAGGGGACAGCUGACAUGACAGAAUUUAUCUCGCAAUGGGCAGUCUUUUCUUUGUUCCGAAAGAGCCAAGAGAACCAGGCAAGUCAUACUUACUCUAGGAGAAGCCCGUUCGGCCAGUUCAGCACACACACACAAGUACCCACGGCUUUUUCCGAUUUUUGCUACUCGGAAGGGAAAGUGACUGACUGACUGACUGAUCUCUGGGGAUCCCGGGAGACGGAAACGACGGACGCCAACGAAACGGCCACCACGGAUGACCACGCACACACGAUUUGAUUCUCCACGUCCCACACACGCUACUACCACUUACUGCCGCUACUAUUAUCGUUACUACUGCGUUAUUGCGUUACUACUGUUACUACCGGUGCAUAUCCGAAGAAAAAGGUACGACUGACUGACAACCAAGCUUGUGUGUGUGUACGUACUGGACCCUUCUGGACCGUGGGAAAGGCCAAUCUGCAACCUGCAAUCUCCAAUCUGCAUCCAGUCUCUCUGGGAUUACCUGGGAUACUAUUACCCGUUACCCGUGCCUGCCUUACCACCACCCACCGCCUUCUUUCUCGUGGCACAGCACAGCACAACACAGAACCCACGCACAUCCACGCACACUCACGCAUCCACACACUCACACACAGACGCACGACGCCUCAAGGCCUUACCUUGCCUUACCAGGUUGACACCUUCCCCCGUCUCCAAACCUGUCACUCAACCUCCCACAGCCCACAGCUAUCCCACCACCGCCUCCUACACACGCACACCCCUCAUCCGGGUUGAACUGACGCUCAUCCCCGUCGCCGUCUUUAUCGUCCCCGCACACCUUCCUCCCCCUCUCAUUCGAUCAUUCCCAUCCCCAUCCUAUCCCCGUUGGUCGUUCCAGGGUCCAACGACCGGCUACCAACGUCAUAUUUGAAUCAAAGAGCGGUGGUUCUUUUAUUUAGGAUUUGCUGCUAAGAGUCCCAACCAAGACCCUACUACUGCUACCCUUCCCUACCGCGCAUCAAAUAGAACGUCUACGAGAAGGAGUGCGGAAGGUACAUACAUACACCUGCCUGUCUACCAGCCUAAUACAGUAAUUGUCAUUCCACACAUCCAAAGAAAAAGGUCACAGUCACGGGUACCAGCCUUACUUAAUCUCUGGCUCUGAUCUCUCUCGUCCCCCUUCCCCCCAUUCAAUUUCUCAAAAUUUCGCCUAUUUCUCACACCAUCCCCAAUCCGGGUAAGCGGGGCUACUCUGUAACUAGUCGCACCUUCGCAAUCGACCGCCGGAGGAACAGAACAACCUGGAAGCUCAAGUCCACUGUAAACCACCGAACAACACGCGCCUGCCUUAGAUGGGUAGCCAUCCGGCGUCACGAAUAUGAGCUCCUGGAUGAACGACGCCGCUGCCGUCCACAAUCACAAUGGCGCGGCCUUCAACCACCUCAACGACCCCAAUAUGGGCGCGAACAUGCUCGACCCCAGCGCGUUCAUGGGCACUCCCACUGGCAACUUCGUCGACCCAUCGCAGUUCCAGAAUCAACAGAUCCAGCGCAUGCAGAAUGGCGGCAUGCGAAAUGCGUCCCCUUCAUUCAACAGCCCCGUCUAUCAAACGAACCCUGUAGUACCAUCAAAGCGACCGCGACCGAGGGAAGACAGCCUGGGCACGUCGCCGCGUCAGGCUCCCGGGAUGCUGCCCGCGUCGCGGUCGCAAACGCCACAACAAAGCUAUCCUGGCUUUAACGGAAAUCCUAGGGAGGCGACACAGCAUGCGCCUCAGCCAACGCCCUAUGCACAUCUCCAACACAACGGCUCAGCCGAUGCGAGCCCAUCGCCCGUGAUGGGCAAUCAGCUCCGACCUGGCGCUGUCCCACAGAGGGUGUCCACCGCGUCUCCUCACCCCUUCUCCCCUGCCGUGCAGCAGUUUGCGCCUUCGCCAUCACACUCGGAUCACACGAAUCGCGUCGAAACUCCCCAGGCACAGGCGCAAUACGCGCAAAAUCCUGGCUUUGGCCCAGGGUAUAAUCAGCCGUUCACGCCGCCGCAGGGGCGGAACGCGCCUCCUCCACAACAGCAAGGGGCGAUGCAAACACCCCAAAUGCAGCAGAUGCAUCAACAGCCACAGAUGCAACCUCCUCAAAUGUAUCAACAGCAGCCUCAACAACCACAGCAGGCUCAGGCGCAGAUGGACCAACAGAAUAAAAUGAUUUAUCAGAUGCAAUUGCAGCAGCAGCUCAAUUCGCGAGGUCUGAUGAAUGCGCAACAACAGGCGGCGCGGAUGCAGGGUAUGCCGCAGAAUCCGAACGCGAUGGUGAAGCCACAGAUGCCUGGCGGCCCUAAUGGCCAGUUUCCUCAAGGGAUGCGGCCUCAACAGUCGGCUGUGCCUCGACCGAAUAAUCCUGAGCAGUUUAUGCGGAAUCUUUCGCAGUUCAUGCAAUCGAAGGGACAACCUCUCGACGUAAACCCGAUUGUUGGUGAUAGGACUAUCAAUCUUGUCAUGCUAUACAUGGCUGUCACAAAGUAUGGAGGAUACAGAAAGGUUCACCAGCAAGGUUUGUGGCCACAGGUAGCCCAAACUCUACAGUUCAACCCGAUCCAGAUGCCAAGCGCGCCAGCGCAGAUCAAGGGACAUUACGAGAGGAAUCUUAUGAUGUUUGAAGACGCGUUUGCCUCCCAGCAGCGCCAGAAGGCUAUGAUGCAGCAGAAUGCGAAUAUGGCUGGCCAUCCUCAAAUGUCGCCGACGAAGCAGCUUAGCAUGCAGAGUCAGAUGGCUCAGCAGCAGCAGCAGCAACAACAGCAGCAACAGCAGUUUAUGAACCGACAGGCUCAGCAGCAACAUAUGGGUCAACAGUCACCGCCUAUUGGAAUGCAGCAACAGGCCCUCCAGACACCCGUUAAACAGAUGCCUCAACAGGGACAGCAGGUAGCUGUAAAUGGCUUCUCGACACCGCAGAUGCCAAACCAAGCGCAGCAAAAUGCACAAGCACACGCGCGGGCAAUGUCGCGGAGUAACGAGGGCACGCCGAUGCAAAAUGGCGCGCCCUUCGCGGUAUCGUCUCCAACGCCACUGAGCAAACCUGGCAGCAUGACACUUCAGUCUACUCACGAGAUCCAAAUCGAAGAGAAGAAGCCGAAAUCGUCAGCAUAUGAGCCGAGGACGCGCCCGCUGACUACUUGGGGAGGUGUAAAUCCUGAGGCGUUGGAGAAUCUGUGCAUUGAUCUGGUUAAUCUGAGGCCGAAUGUGCCUAGUGUUCCUGAAUUGGGAGUUAUUGAUAUUCAUGCACUGACGAUGAGUCUACAAUCUGGGAUUCACUCGGAAGUGCGUUUGGCUCUGGAUACGCUGGUGACUGUCUCGGUGGAGCCGAGGGUUCAGCUUGAUCUGAGGGCUUGUGGAGAUCUUGUUGAGAGUAUUGUCGACUGUGCUGAGGAACAAGUCGAGUUGCUCGCAGAGAAUGCCGCGGAGGUGUCUGAUGUAAUGCUAAUCAGCUCAUACGAAGACGUUGCUCGCGGCUGCCGACUCGAGCGAGAAGGAUUACAAGACGUCCCUCUCUUCGGAACCGUGGAGUACGAACUAGACCGUUCCGUGGAGCGCCUAAUCUGCAUCACGACCAUCCUGCGCAACCUCUCCUUCUACGAGACCAACCACCCCCUCCUCGCCGAUAAACCCGUCAUCACCUUCCUCUGCACCGUGGUCCGCUACCUCGGCACGCGCAACAUGCUCCUCCGCACCCACUCCAACACGCUCGACCUGAUGAAGGACCUCAUAAUCUUCUUCUCCAACCUCGCCCAAGCCGUCGAGAUCCCCGGCAAAGAGCAAGCCCUCUGCCUCCUCCACUUCCUCCUCGCCUUCUCCCCCUGCCCGCCCCCCGUCAACCCGGGAUCGGAUAAAGUCAUCUUCUCCCCCUACGACCCGGCCAUCCACCGCUACCUCGCCCCCGCAGUCGAUAGCUGGGCCAAGCUCCUCGCGAGGGACGAGCCGAAUCGCACGUUCUAUAAGAAGAUCUUCGCGUCGGACGUCACGUCGUCUCCGCCGUACGAGCUCCUGACGAAAUCCUUCGCCCUGGCUAUCUCGCCCAUCCCGGGACAUAAACACGAUUCGGGACGCGCGGGCAUGAUGGCCGUCGUCGACGCGCGGAAACCCCACUUGAUGCAAGGCAUGCUCGCAGCGGAGAUCAUCUCCGGCCUUGUUCCCGGCCCCGAAGUCCCCAUCGCGCGGUCCUGGCUCACGUCUGAAGAUGGGUUCGCGCAGAGCCUGUUGAGGUUGAUCACGGUCCUAUCGACGGAGCCGCCGUCGAGCGUGCCGCCGCCGCCGGGUGCGAGGGGUGGGCAGCAGGGCGCGGCGGCGGCGGGGAGGAGUGCGGAUGAUGAGGCGUUGUUGCAUAUUACGCUUAGUGGGAUUACGGUCUUAAGAAGGUUGGGAUGA
Messenger RNA from Pseudogymnoascus verrucosus, 5154 nucleotides. RefSeq lists its product as uncharacterized. NCBI's taxonomy places the organism in Eukaryota, Fungi, Ascomycota, Leotiomycetes, Thelebolales, Thelebolaceae. The record is from RefSeq and is a predicted model, not a curated record. Gene Ontology annotation, molecular function: transcription cis-regulatory region binding. Gene Ontology annotation, cellular component: nucleus; SWI/SNF complex. Gene Ontology annotation, biological process: regulation of transcription by RNA polymerase II. The transcript is spliced from 4 exons. The coding region runs from base 2113 to 5154 and encodes 1013 amino acids.